Messenger RNA from Vitis vinifera (wine grape), 623 nucleotides. RefSeq lists its product as uncharacterized. The record is from RefSeq and is a predicted model, not a curated record. Bases 53 to 514 code for a protein of 153 amino acids. The transcript is spliced from 3 exons. Gene Ontology annotation, cellular component: nucleus. Gene Ontology annotation, biological process: regulation of DNA-templated transcription. Lineage: Eukaryota; Viridiplantae; Streptophyta; Magnoliopsida; Vitales; Vitaceae. Gene Ontology annotation, molecular function: sequence-specific DNA binding; DNA-binding transcription factor activity.
ACUAGCCAUCACAUCGAAUAGCUGAGGGUGAGAAAAAGAGAGAGAGAGAGGGAUGGUGUCAAGAAUGCAGGGGAGAACGGUGGUGAGGAAGAAGCUUAACAAGCUCUCUUCCCUUACCAAAUCCAAAUCUUUGCAGAAGAGCUCAGUGGUGGUGGAUGGUUUUUACCACAUCAAUGAAUUGAAACUCAGAUUGGAGGCAAUGGUUAGAGAAUACUCAAUCCUUCUCCAAAAUCUUCAGUUGCCCACUGAAGUGAAAGUAGAGAGGAUUCAUGGAGAUGGGUUACUGGUAAUAAAAGUGAAGAGUUGGGAGAAAGGGAGAGGCUUGCUGGUAUCCAUCUUGGAGAGCUUGGAGGAGAUGGGUGUGAAUGUGGUGCAAGCUAGGGUUUCAUGCACCCAUGGCUUCAACAUGGAAGCCAUUGCUGAAGCUCGAGACAAAGCCCCUGAUAUACAAAAAUUGACUCAACAAAUUCACAAGGCAAUUGCAGAACCUGGUCAUGGUGGAGUAGUACUUUGACAUUCCUGAUAAAACCCCAAAUUUGUAGCCUAAAAACUCUAUCAAAUGGAGCUGCUUUAUCUAUACAUAUUUGGUUCUACUCUUAAUUAAGCACAUAGAAUUAAUGGAA